Molecule: messenger RNA, 2108 nt
Organism: Aedes albopictus (Asian tiger mosquito)
Lineage: Eukaryota; Metazoa; Arthropoda; Insecta; Diptera; Culicidae
Product: U2 small nuclear ribonucleoprotein auxiliary factor 35 kDa subunit-related protein 2
Exons: 6
Coding region: 95-1573 (492 amino acids)
Biological process (GO): mRNA splicing, via spliceosome
Cellular component (GO): U2AF complex; spliceosomal complex
Molecular function (GO): metal ion binding; pre-mRNA 3'-splice site binding
Source: RefSeq, a predicted model, not a curated record
AGCUCGAGUUCAGAGCAAAACAAUUAUUAUAUCAGUUAAUUAAUUAGUAAUUUAUAGUGAUUUUGAACGUUUAAGCGAAAAGUGAACAACAGUUAUGAACCGCAAAGAAUGGAGAAAGCUUCUGAAAAAAGUUCGUCGUAAAAGGAUCCGCCAGAAGUUGGCCCAAGCGCGGGAUAGUGCCGCAGCCGAAUCGGAAGCGCUCAGGUUAGUAGAUCCCAACUAUGUUCUGUAUUUGCGCGAAAAGGAACAACUGGAACAGGAUGCUCUCGAGCAGGAGGAAGAACGCCGACGUUAUGAGAACGCCCUCUGGCUGGACCGAGAGCGAGAAGCUCAGGCCGCUUUUGCCGAAAAGCGCCGGAAGUUGGAGGAAGAACAGCGGGAAGAGAACGAGAAACGGGAUCGGAUAAGGAAAGAGUUUGAAGAGAUGGAGAGGAAGGCUAAAGCUGCGAAGGCGGAGCGGGAGCGCUUGAUGGAAGAAUACCGCAAGAAGCAACAGGAACGGGAACGGAUGUUUGCUGAGUACUUGGUGGGCAUAGAUGACCAUUUAGAGGUGCUGCGUGAAUCCAGUCAUUCGAGACCGGAUCGGAAUCCGUGCGUAUUUUUUGGAAAAGUCGGGGCUUGUCGGUACGGCGCCAGAUGUUCAUCAGAUCACCCAACUCCUGGAAUUAGCGAGCUGCUGCUUAUGCCGAACUUUUUCGCCCAUCCCGCACUGGACCAUCAGCAGCAUCCGGAAUACGGACUGGACUCAAGCAUAGAAUUCGACGACGAUGAACUGUAUCGCUGUUUUACGGAAUUCUUCAUGGAUAUAAUUGAAGAAUUUGAAUCAUUCGGUUCGAUUAAUGGGAUAUUUGUUACUCGCAACUACGAGCCACAUCUGAGAGGAAAUGUCUACGUGCAGUACGAGAAAAUAAGGGAUGCCGCGAAAGCGUAUCAACGAAUGAACGGACGCUUCUACGCAUCGAAACAGCUCCGCGUGGAAUUUCGGUCACCUAUCGUCUGGACUGCAGCCGUCUGUGGACUCUUUGAGAGAUCUCGCUGUCAGAAGGGUAAAUCCUGCAAUUACCUGCAUCUGCUGGUGAAUCCAGUGGCCAAGUAUCGAUACAACCACUUCAAAGAGCUGCAAUCUGUCAGGCAAUCGCAGAGACAGUCUCAGCGUUCGCAGCUUAUAGAAAGGUCGUGGGACGACAUUGAUGUGCCACUCCAACAGAGGACCAACUGGCGUUGGUCUGAAACGCCCGAAAUCGAACGGCCGUCUCGUGGAUCCAGAUUGAUUUCGAGCCCGACUUCGACAUCGGAACGCCACAAAAAUCGCUCUCGCAGUCGAGAAUCCAGCCGUUCGAAUGAACGUAGGUCGUCCAGAAGCCGACAUUCGAAACCCAAAAGCCGAAGUCGAUCAAGGCACCGAUCACGUGAACGUCGGAAAGAGAAGCGGAAACCACACAGUCGGAGCCGUAGUCGAUCGAGGGAAAGAAAGAAAAGCAAGAAAAGGGUGAAAAGGAGUAGGUCGAGGAGCAGGGAAUCAAGAGCUAGUCGAGAGAGGUCAGAAAGAAAGUCUUCUAAACGAAGGAAUUAAUUUUGUAUAUACUCUAUAAAAUUAGUAAUUAUUAGCAAAACUGAAAUUUGCUUCAAAAACUUUUCUUUAUUGAGAAACCUUUUUCGUGGUACGAGGUUUUAUGAAGAUUCUAAAAAUCUAAAAGACAUUUAUUUGUCCAAGAAGAAACCACUGUUCAAACCUCUUGUUUGACUGGAUCGAAUUUUAUUAGUGUCGAACUGAUUUUGUUUCUUGAGUUCUUUUCUUGUCAAAUAUUUGACGCCCGUGGCGUAGUGGCUACACGUUUGUUUCAUAAGCAGAUGGUCAUGGGUUCGAUCCCAGCCCCGGCACUUUCGUCAGUUGCUCUUUCCCCCUGGGAGCAGCUGACACUGACCCUCUUCUGAGCCCAUGGCUCAAAUGAACCCGGAUACUUGGACAUCGGCGAACGGCAACCCAUAAUGGACCCCCAAUCGGACUGCAAACAGGAACAACCAACAGCCACACAUCAACAUCCUCGUGCUCAUCAUUCUACCAUGAUAGGGUAGAAAGUGAAGGCAGCGCAACGGGAACCAGUUCG